CAUUUCAACAGAAAAAAAAAAUCUCAACUUUUUUUUCCUCUUUGUUUUUCUCUGUUCUUGAUAGUUUUUUUCAAGUCUAGUUUUAUUUGAUUUCAAAAAGUGUCCAUUUUUUGGUUCUUUAUUUUCUUUUUUGGUUAAAAAGAACCAAAAAAGACAAUUUUUUUAGUAUUCAUGGACUUGAAUGAUAUGGUGGUUCUUGUAUCGCGCUCCGGACGGCAUUUACAGCGUUACAACAAGGGUCGUCGCCAAGUUGUAGGAUGUAUACCUUACAGAUAUAAAGACUUCAAUGAGUUAUCGUUGGUAGAUGAAGAUGCAUUUGAAGUUCUUCUAAUAAGUCCACAAAGAAAAGGCAAAGGAUUGUUGUUCCCAAAGGGAGGUUGGGAAGAAGAUGAAACGAUUGAGGAUGCAGCACAACGUGAGACAGUGGAGGAAGCUGGAGUACGUGGUGAAGUUGAGUGUAAACUUGGAACAUGGUACUUUGAGAACAAAGCCGGUGAUACUGCCUAUGAAGGGCACAUGUUUCCUCUGUUCGUAACAGAAGAACUAGACUAUUGGCCUGAGAAAGAGAUUCGCGAAAGAACUUGGAUGAAUGUGCGCGAAGCAAGAAAACUAUGCCAAAACGGAUGGAUGAAAGAAGCAUUGGAAGUAUUAGUAAGUCGCCUCAUAUCACAAAUAAGCAAGCAGACCAAAGGGGAACUAUUUCCAGGAAUCGAACGUACCUCAAGUGGUAGAGUAACUAUUCUUCCAUGGGGAUGUAGAGUUCAAAUACUUUCUCCACCGCUACCAAAUUCUACUGAAGAAGCAUAAUCUCCAUUGAUAUCGAUCCACUAAUGAACCAACGUGGUCAAAGUAGUUUGUGAAUAGGAAUUAAUCGUUGAUAAUGGUCAAUCUAGCACGCGGAUUAUGUAGUUCAUGAGAGCAACUCCAAUUUUAAGGGAACAAAGAAAAAGAAGUACUAGAGGGUAGUCAUAGGAGUAUGUUGUUUGUUUGUUAUUUUAGAAUUGGAGUUGUACAUUGGCUUUAGGCUUAGAAAUGAAGUCUAAUGUAAUCCUUAUAUUAGCAAAAAAAAUAAAUUUAAUUAA
This is a messenger RNA of Solanum dulcamara, 1082 nucleotides long. RefSeq names its product nudix hydrolase 18, mitochondrial-like. The record is from RefSeq and is a predicted model, not a curated record. Gene Ontology annotation, molecular function: pyrophosphatase activity. Gene Ontology annotation, cellular component: cytoplasm; nucleus. The coding region runs from base 172 to 807 and encodes 211 amino acids. The transcript is spliced from 5 exons. Lineage: Eukaryota; Viridiplantae; Streptophyta; Magnoliopsida; Solanales; Solanaceae.